Colius striatus (speckled mousebird) is the source of this 1369-nucleotide messenger RNA. RefSeq names its product ILK associated serine/threonine phosphatase (gene ILKAP). Gene Ontology annotation, biological process: protein dephosphorylation. The record is from RefSeq and is a predicted model, not a curated record. Bases 92 to 1264 code for a protein of 390 amino acids. NCBI's taxonomy places the organism in Eukaryota, Metazoa, Chordata, Aves, Coliiformes, Coliidae. Gene Ontology annotation, molecular function: protein serine/threonine phosphatase activity; cation binding. The transcript has 12 exons.
GGCCGCUGAUUGGCCGCGCGGGAGCCAGGCGGGGGCGGGGCAGUGCCCACCCAGCCGGAAGCGGGGGCGGCGGCGGCGCUGCCGGCGCGGGAUGGAUCUGUUCGGGGACCUGCCUGAGCCCGGCUGCUCGGCCGCGGGGAAGGAAGCUCAGAAAGGGCCUCUGCUCUUUGAGGAUCUCCCCCCAGCCAGCAGUGCUGACUCAGGAAAAGGAGCCUCUUUACUCUUUGAUGACCUUCCUCCAGCCAGCAGCGGUGACCCAGCCUCUGGUGCUCCUGAGCAGGACUCAUCAGCAGGGAGCUGUGGGAAAGGGGAGAAGAGGAAGUCUUUGGAGGAGGAAGAGAAGAAUGGCAGGGAAGAACUUGUGGAAAAGAAAGUUUGUAAAGGGUCAGUGGGCAUUCUUGGAUUAAAGGGUUACGUGGCAGAGAGAAAAGGAGAAAGAGAAGAUAUGCAGGAUGCACACGUCAUCUUAAACGAUAUCACUGAGGAAUGCCAGCCUCUGCCUUCCCAAAUCACACGUGUCUCCUACUUUGCUGUUUUUGAUGGCCAUGGGGGAGUCCGAGCCUCAAAAUUUGCAGCACAGAAUCUGCACCAAAACCUGAUCAAGAGAUUCCCUAAAGGUGAGGUAGUCAGUGUGGAGAAAACUGUGAAGAGAUGCCUUUUGGACACCUUCAAACACACAGAUGAAGAGUUUCUAAAGCAGGCGUCCAGCCAGAAGCCAGCAUGGAAGGAUGGCUCCACAGCUACUUGUGUCCUUGCUGUUGACAACGUUCUCUACAUAGCCAACCUCGGGGACAGCCGGGCGAUUCUGUGUCGUUACAACGAGGAGAGUCAGAGGCACGCAGCCUUGAGCCUCAGUAAGGAGCAUAACCCCACGCAGUAUGAGGAGCGCAUGAGGAUACAGAAAGCUGGGGGAAAUGUCAGGGACGGAAGGGUCCUGGGCGUGCUCGAGGUCUCCCGCUCCAUCGGGGAUGGCCAGUACAAACGCUGUGGUGUCAUCUCUGUGCCAGAUAUCAAACGCUGCCAGCUCACUCACAACGACAGGUUCAUUCUGAUAGCUUGCGAUGGCCUCUUUAAAGUCUUUACACCAGAAGAAGCUGUGAACUUCAUUGUGUCCUGCUUGGAGGAUAAGAACAUCCAGGUGAGGGAGGGGAAGCUGGAAGCAGACACGAGAUACGAAGCUGCCUGCAACAGACUGGCCAACAAGGCGGUGCAGCGGGGCUCGGCUGACAACGUGACGGUGGUGGUGGUGCGGAUAGAGCACUGAGGAAGGGGAGGUCAUUGUGCCUGCAUGCGUGGCCAGGGCAGGGAAGGAGGGUCCUGCUGGGUGCUCUUCAGUGUAAAUAAAGUUGUUUGGGUGUUUUUUCUAAUA